This is a messenger RNA of Debaryomyces tyrocola, 792 nucleotides long. The record is from the annotation of a GenBank genome assembly. NCBI's taxonomy places the organism in Eukaryota, Fungi, Ascomycota, Pichiomycetes, Serinales, Debaryomycetaceae.
AUGUUUAAAUCAAUUAUUCGUCAAAGAAGCAGCUUUUUGGGACAAAGGUUCAGAAACUUGGCCACCAGUGCUAACGCAGAAACCAGAAUGAAGAAAUUCCAAAUUUACAGAUGGAAUCCUGAUACCCCAGAAGUCGAACCAAAAAUGAAGACUUACGAAGUCGACUUGAAUCAAUGUGGUCCUAUGGUCUUGGAUGCUAUUUUAAAAAUCAAAAAUGAACAAGAUGCCACUUUGACUUUCAGAAGAUCUUGUAGAGAAGGGAUUUGUGGAUCCUGUGCUAUGAACAUUGGAGGUAGAAACACUUUAGCUUGUUUGUGCCGUAUAGAAGAAGACACAUCCAAGGACUUGAAAAUCUAUCCAUUACCACAUAUGUUCGUUGUUAGAGAUUUGGUGCCAGAUUUGACCCAUUUCUACAAGCAAUACAAGUCUAUUCAACCAUACUUGCAAAGAGACACCCACCCAGAAGACGGACGUGAAAACUUACAAAGUAUCGAAGACAGAGCUAAGUUAGAUGGUUUAUACGAGUGUAUUUUGUGUGCUUGUUGUUCUACUGCUUGUCCAUCAUACUGGUGGAACCAACAAGAAUACUUGGGUCCUGCCGUGUUGAUGCAAGCCUACAGAUGGUUGAUUGACUCAAGAGAUCAAGCCUCGAGAGCCAGAAAGGAAAUGCUCCAAAACUCCAUGUCCUUGUACAGAUGUCACACCAUUAUGAACUGUUCCAGAACCUGUCCAAAGGGUUUGAAUCCUGGUAAAGCCAUUGCUGAAAUCAAAAAACAAUUAGCCUUUGAUUAA